AUGUCAAACGUUUCACAAUGCUAUAUCAAGACAGAAAUGGAACCUUUUACCUAUUUUUACUACUUAAUUUUUCUAAUGGGUUUUCUGGGGAGUUGUUUUGCACUAUGGGCAUUCACACAAAAAGGUCAAAAACAGAAGUGUAUGAGCAUCUACUUAACUAACCUCUUAACGGCAGACUUUCUGUUGACUUUGGCAUUGCCAGUGAAGAUAAUUGUUGACCUAGGAGUUGCAUCCUGGAAACUGAGAAUAUUCCAUUGUCAAGUUACAGCCUGUUUCAUCUACCUGAACAUGUAUUUAUCAAUUAUAUUCUUGGGAUUUGUAAGCAUGGACCGUUGCCUUCAGCUAAUGCACAGUUGUAAGAUCUACCGCAUUCAAGAGCCUGGAUUUGCCAAGAUGUUGUCUGCAGUUGUAUGGACAAUGGUUCUCCUUAUAACAGUGCCUAACAUGGCUAUUCCAAUAAAAACCAUUGAAGAAAGGCCUAAUGCAGGGUGCAUUGAUUUCAAAACAAAAUUUGGAAGAGACUGGCACGUGUUUACAAAUUUUGUAUGUACAGCAAUAUUCCUGAACUUUUCAGCUGUGAUACUGAUUUCCAAUUUCCUUGUUGUUAGACAACUCUACAGAAACAAAUACAGUGAGAGUUACGCGAAUGUGAAGAAGGCCCUGAUCAACAUAUUGCUUGUAACAGCAGGCUACAUACUGUGUUUUGUUCCAUACCACAUCGUUCGCAUUCCCUACACUUUGAGCCAGAAUGAUGCCAUAACCAACUGCUCUCUGAAGCAAACACUCUUUCAAGCAAAAGAAUCUACCUUGCUGUUUGCAGUAUCAAACCUCUGUUUUGACCCUAUUCUGUAUUAUCACCUUUCCAAUUCAUUCAAAUUGAAAGUUACUGAGACUUUCAUAGCACCCAAAGAGACAAAGGCUUUCACAGAUGAAGAGCCAGAACACAGAAACAAACAGCAGGUGCAGACAUACGGAUUCUGAACUACAUGGAAACUGUGUGCAAAUACAGGAUAUAAACAGCGAUUGUGCAAUUAGAAGCAUGGCUACUAGGGUCAACAACAUUAUUGUUGAAUCAUAAGCCCAAGCAGAAGGAAAAAACUUGAAUGACAGUACUAAUUGCUUUGUUAUACAUUCACAUGGUAGGUCUGAACUAGCAGAACAUUUGACACUGCUUUUCAGAAAUAUUUCAAUGUACCAGUGACAACCUAUGAAGAAUCAGCAACACUUCAGAAUAUUUUUUUCAUACUCAAAUAUACAUUCUAAUUAUUUACAGUAAACACCUGAACUCACCCUACGUAAAAUAUUGCAUGCUAUAUUAAAUGACUUGGUGCAAUGAAGUAAAGACUUUUUUUUAAAAAGGAGUUCAUUACCUGCACAGCUCUUCAUAGAUAAAAUUAACCUAAAAGCAUUUUAAAGAGUAUUACUUAUUCUAGAAAGCAAUUUUAAGCUGAACUGUUUAGAAAAUACUGUAUUCGCUUAAAUUUCACCUGCAGUUUUCAUAAAUAAAGUUCUUGUUCUUAUCAA
Cygnus olor (mute swan) is the source of this 1524-nucleotide messenger RNA. It is a transcript of the gene GPR171, whose product is annotated as G protein-coupled receptor 171. The transcript has a single exon. Lineage: Eukaryota; Metazoa; Chordata; Aves; Anseriformes; Anatidae. Gene Ontology annotation, molecular function: G protein-coupled purinergic nucleotide receptor activity. The record is from RefSeq and is a predicted model, not a curated record. Gene Ontology annotation, biological process: G protein-coupled receptor signaling pathway. Bases 1 to 981 code for a protein of 326 amino acids. Gene Ontology annotation, cellular component: membrane.